This is a messenger RNA of Geodia barretti, 2359 nucleotides long. The record is from the annotation of a GenBank genome assembly. NCBI's taxonomy places the organism in Eukaryota, Metazoa, Porifera, Demospongiae, Tetractinellida, Geodiidae.
AUGAGUUUCUACAUGUUCAUGUCACUAAUUCCCUUCAUAGGAACCUGUGAGAAUUAUCUUGAAAGAAACAAGAACACUUCGACUCUGUGGGCGCUCACGCAAAGUGGCUGUGCAGAAAGAAGAGAUUAUGUAUGUUCCUUUGCUCAAAACGCUUGAACAACUUCUAAACAAUGCCACCAUCUUUGAACAGGUGAUGGAUACUAAUCGCCAGACCCCUACUACUAUUAUGAAUGAUUAUUGCGAUGGUGAAAUCUAUCAGACACAUCCGUUGUUUUCUACUGACCCUGUGGCCCUUCAAUUAAUCCUUUACUAUGAUGAGCUGGAACUCUGUAAUCCUUUAGGGUCAAGGCGAAAGAAACACAAAAUUGGAGCAUUUUACUACAUUCUUGGGAAUGUUGACCCACGCUUUCGAUCAAAAAUACACAGUAUCCAGCUCCUUAUCUUGGCCAAGUACUCAUCAGUGGCUGAGUUUGGCAUUGAUCAAAUUCUAGAACCGCUGUAAAAGAUAUUGAGAAACUUGAGUCGCCAACAGGUGUUCCCUUUGUAAUAGAUGGAAACACACUUUUUUUUCGUGGAACAAUCUCCAUUGUGUCAGCAGACAAUCCUGCCAGUGCUUCUCUCGGAGGUUUCAAGCAGAUCGAGUGCAUCUGCAUUUCGGUAUUGCCGCCACUGCUUAGGAAGUGAAGAUGAUAUACAGUCCAAGUUUGUUGAGUCCCAGUUUACUCUCCGCACUGAUGAACGACACUCUUAUCACUGUGAUGUUUUAGACAGACAAGAUCUUUCAAGUGCCGACAAACAGCACUUUUCACUGGUUUAUGGUGUCAACCGUCGUGCUCUUCUACAUACACUGUCGUACUUCAGUGUUGCAUCAGGUGCACUCAUCCCGGACAUCAUGCAUGAUGUUCUGGAAGGUGCUCUUCCACUUGAAGUCAAGCUCAUGCUCAAGGUAUUUGUGAUAGACAAAAAACUGUUCUCACUGACCUUUAUUGAUGAUGGGUUUAAGAAACUGAAUUUGCGUUCAUUUGAUGGUGACAAACCAUCAACUUUGAGUGGUGUUUCUCUCACGUCUUGUGAUUCAAAUCUUCAUCAGCACGCAAUGCAAAUGUGGACUCUGGCACGAUUUCUUUCUCUCGUCAUUGGACACCUGAUCCCGGAGGAUGACAAGCACUGGGAGAAUUUCUUGUGCCUUUUGGAUAUAAUCGAUAUCCUCUUUUCUCACUCUGUUGCUGAUGAUGCGAUUGGUUACCUGGAAGCUCUGAUUAGUGAUCACCACUCUACAUUUUUGGAGCUGUAUCCAGAUACACAGAUAACGAUGAAAAUGCACUCCAUUGUUCACAUGCCAAGGCUAACGAAGGAGUAUGGCCCUCUUAUUAACCACUGGACUACACGAUUUGAGGCAAAACACAAGUAUUUCAAGCACUUAGCAAAUGUAAUGGGAAACUUCACAAAUAUUUGUUUCUCUCUCGCCCUUCGUCAUCAAAUGCACCAGUGCUACCUCUCACUGAACACAGACUCACUACCAGGAGAGGAAGUUGAAAUUGGACCUGGUAAUGUCAUAUUACAACGUAUUGCAUGUGAUGUUAUGGUGUGUACAUGAAUAAUGGGCGUAAUGUGUACAUGAAUGCAUAACAUGCAGGCAAGAAUUCCAGCUGUAUAUACACUACCUCUGUGGAACUCAACCGCUGCUCCUCCAUCUACUUCAUUUUUUAGGGCAAACUGGGUGAAGGUUCAUGGAACCAAAUACCAGACACCAUGUGCAUUGGUUGUGGGACGAUCACAUGAAGAUGAUGAGCUACAAUUUGGACAUGUCGUAAAUGUGUUAGUGUACUCUAAGCAAGUUUUUUUUGAGUUUGAGCUUAUGCAUGUGCAGUUUUGUGAACAUUACCAUGCCUAUGCAUUAUCACUCCCACCUCUUUCCUUGCGGGAGAAAUUUUUGAUUCAACACAGAACCUUGCCCACUUAUCACCCUUAUGGACUGUAUCAUUGUCACUUAUCAAACAAUACAUCAGUACAAUACACAGUUUUAAGGAGCAAUAUAUACAUAUAAAGUUUACACAAAUUAAUGAUUAUUGUCUACAUUUUAGCAUGCGGCUCUUUUUCUUGCUGCCUGGACCAUUUUCCCGCCAUGAGUGUCACCCUCAAUGAGAUUCCUCCAAAAGUUUCUUACUCUACUUACAGCUUCUUCCUUCUUGAUCUUAAAACUGUUCUCGGUGAUGGAUAACUCUUUUUCAAGUCUUUCAACUUUAUCACGCAGACACCUGACGGUGAUUUGGGACUUCUUUUUGUGGUCAUCAAUUUUACGAAAGUAUUCCUCUGUAGAAAGUUUUACUAUUUCUGCUCCAGGCAACCUUUCGUAUUC